AUGUACAGGGAUGCUGGGAUGAAGCACGCUGCACCUAACCGGGGGGUUACCUUGGGCGUGAAACGCACUGUAAGCCCUUCAGGGUUCUUUUUCUUCGCUGUCACUGUUUCUGCUCUUAGAAAUGGCAAGAACCGCUCUCCUUCACUUGCUGCGGUCACAGAGCUACCGCCAUGUCUCCAGAAUUACACCUUCAGGUUCUCUUUCUUUCACCACCUCUGUCUUUCUCAACGCCAAUCUACUGAGAAAUUGUUACUGACUAACAAGGGUACAAGGUUAUCUGACACCUUUGAUCUUAUGGAACUGGCUCAGUUCAAUCAUUUGAUCUGCUAUAGCAAAACCCAUCAAAUGAUGCAAUGUAAUCUCAUGCCUUUUUUUCAUAUUUAUUAUUGUAGCAAAACAAUGUACCUAUUAUUUUUACUUGUAUACAUUUGUUUCCAUGGUUCAGCAUACCAAUGUUUUAGGUCCUCAACCUUUGGACGGCCCAAUAGUGUCAACCCAUCAUUCAAAAUUCCCUCUCAUCUUGGUGUUUUCCAAAGAAGAUGGGCAUCACCAGCCCCAGCCACAGAGGAAGACGACAAGAUUAGCAUCGGACCUCGUGAUGGGGGACAAUCAGGGGAAGCCGACAAGGAAACUGGAGUUGUUUAUUACGGCCCUAUUUCAAACACCAUAAAGAAAGUAAAACUUCUAUCUCUCUCAACUUGCUGCCUCUCGGUGUCGCUCGGUCCAGUCAUAACCUUUAUGACAUCCCCUGACAUGAAUGUCAUCCUGAAAGGUGCAGUGGCAUCAUCUGUGAUAUUCCUGAGUGCCUCUACAACUGCUGCCCUUCACUGGUUCGUUAGCCCCUACAUUCACAAACUCAGGUGGCAGCCAGGUUCAGACAGCUUCGAGGUGGAUAUGCUGUCCUGGCUGGCAACUUCCAUUCCAAAGACUAUCAAAUUUUCUGAUAUUCGACCACCGGAAACCAAUAGGCCUUUUGUGACGUUUAAGGCCAAUGGAAACUUUUACUUUGUGGACGCCGAGCACUGUCACAAUAAGGCACUUCUGGCUAGACUCACCCCAAAAAAAGUGACUCAUGAUUCACCAUUCAAAAACUUGUGA
Molecule: messenger RNA, 1098 nt
Organism: Sphenostylis stenocarpa
Lineage: Eukaryota; Viridiplantae; Streptophyta; Magnoliopsida; Fabales; Fabaceae
Source: the annotation of a GenBank genome assembly